This is a messenger RNA of Anastrepha ludens (Mexican fruit fly), 9791 nucleotides long. Its product is annotated as GTPase-activating Rap/Ran-GAP domain-like protein 3. Gene Ontology annotation, molecular function: GTPase activator activity. The record is from RefSeq and is a predicted model, not a curated record. Gene Ontology annotation, cellular component: cytoplasm. The transcript is spliced from 15 exons. Gene Ontology annotation, biological process: activation of GTPase activity; regulation of small GTPase mediated signal transduction. Bases 1 to 3411 code for a protein of 1136 amino acids. Lineage: Eukaryota; Metazoa; Arthropoda; Insecta; Diptera; Tephritidae.
AUGCUGUGCUUCAAUCUAAAACUGGCUACCAUCUUUCGAUCGUAUCGCGAAGAGAAUAUACGUGACCGCAGUCAAAGUUUAUGCGCGCCACCAACUACACAUCGCGCCCCACCGCACAAGGAUAUCGGAGCGUUGCGUGUGCUGCAGCGGCGCGCAUCGAGUGUUAUCUCCUCAGCUACCGAGUUAAUAUCCAGACGCGGCGUUUUCUCACGUCAUCAUUACGGUUCGGUAGAUCAGUUACCACAAUCGGAUUUAGAUGGAUUAGAUCCAAAUUUUAAACGUUUUCGUGUGGAAAAUGGUGACUCGUUGGCAGAAAAAGAUGAGGUCUUUGGCUCGCCCAGCACACCCAUACUGGAAAACCCUGAACAUCAAACACGCUGGUAUUUCAAAUACUUUUUGGGCAAAUUGCACCAAAAUUACGUUGGCAUCGAUGCGGAGAAGAAUCAAUACUUUCUUUCGGUUGUUUCACAAGAGUCGGGACAUCAGGGGGCACCAAUGUAUCGAGCAAUAUUGUUUCGAAAGCAGGGCACACAGAAAAUCGCACUACCCUAUCAAGCCAAUCAGAAGCUGACGGUGAAGCAAAUAUUGACACAUUUCACUGGCAUGGACGCAUCGGCUAAGAAUCCCAAAGAGAUAUUUACUGCCGAUAUACAAAAAGAUUUGCUACUACUUGAGGAGCAGGAGGGUUCGGUGAAUUUCAAAUUCGGUGUAGUGUACAUGCAACCUGGCCAAGAUUGUGAUGAUGAAAUGCUGAGUAAUCAAGAUGCGAGUCAAGACUUUGAAGACUUCCUGCACAUACUAGGCGAACGGAUACGGCUUAAAGGUUGGGAUCGCUUCCGUGGUGGACUAGAUGUGAAAGGCGAUAUGACUGGCAAAUAUUCGGUGUACACACUGUACGAGGGUCACGAAAUAAUGUUUCACGUGUCGACGAUGCUGCCAUAUUCCCGGGAUAAUCGACAACAGGUGGAACGCAAGCGGCAUAUCGGCAAUGAUAUUGUUAACAUCAUUUUCAUUGACCAGCCAACCGCGAACAAGGCAAAUACGGCUUGCGCGCAAAUGUCUGCGGAUGGGGUGCAGACGAAAGGUGGCAGCGAGGUCAUACUUCCAACAGCAUUUGAUCCCACAUGGAUUAAGAGCCAAUUUACACAUAUUUUUGCGGUUGUCACAAAAAUAGACCAUGCCUAUCGGUUGGCUGUGUUUUGCGAUGAAAAUGUGCCGCCCUUCGGACCGACGCUACCAAAUCCACCAGAAUUUACGGAUAUAGCCAUGUUUCGAGAAUUCCUGCUUGUUAAAAUGAUCAACGCUGAGAAAGCUACAUUUCAAACGCCAAUAUUCUCACAAAAACGCGAAAGAACCUUGGAUAUGUUAAUAAAGGAUUUGUAUGAGGACUAUAUGGGUGAUAGCAAGCUGAAUAUGCUAAAUAGGCGAGCCUUCUCUGAGGUAUUAUACGAUGUGCCGCGCACAUCCAAAUUGAAGGAGGACGCGCGCCAAAUUGAGUUCGUCCGCAUCGGCCAGGCACUUAAACUGGAGGCUAUUGUACGUGGCGAUGCGCCAACUAGCAUUGCAUCGGCUAGUCCCUGCACGAUAUUUCGCAAGCCACCAUGGGAGCCGCAUUGUUUCUAUCCAACUUUUCUACACCGCGGCACAUUGGCUGGCGACUCAUUCGGUUGCAACGACGACAGUUUAUUUAUUGCCACCGACGAUGGCACAUUUCUGAUGAAAGAGGAUCAAUCACAUCAACUUAUCUUCGACAAGUCAUUUCAAGUACGCCAACUCAGCGUAUUGGAGGACCAUGGGCUUGUACUCAUACGUGGCGGUUCACUGACUAAUCGUGAUGCACAUCGUAUGCACGUCUUUCGUUUGCGUGAAUUCCAACCCAAAUAUGCAGAGGAGUCACUUCGUUGCCGCAGUCGUGCCGAGGUGAAGGAGCGACGUAUCGAACGCACACGCGGCUGUCAUUUAUAUGCGAGUUCACGUAUUAGUGGUGGCCAUUUGCGUUUAGUGGUGGCAGUCAACCGUAAAUUACAGUUAUUCCAAUGGAAACAUACAGCCGCCUGGACGUCCUGGUGUCCGGAGAAUGACACAGAAACGGUUGAGGGUUUCAUCUUCCAGAAGGAAAUCACGCUGUGUGAGUCGCCAAGCAUAAUAACGCCACUGGAGGGACCGACAAAUACUAAUGCGGGUGGACUCAUUUGCGUUGGCUACAAAUACCAUUACGAAAUUGUCUGUGAUCAAAUCGGUACAGCCACUAGACUCUACGACUUAGAACAAGCAAAGCGUAAUCAAGCGCAAUUAACGGCGGCCAUCGAACUCUGCGAUGGCAUGGAGACGGAACUACUUUUGUGCUACAAUCACACCUGCCAUUUUCAGAAGCUGAGCGAGCGUGACGGCACGAAAAAUGAUUUCGAUUUCCAUUGGAAUACUUCACCCACUGCAGUUGUGUGUGCUUUCCCCUACAUACUUGGUUUCACUUCGGAUUCAAUGGAAAUUCGAUUACUUGUAAAUGGAAACUUAGUGCAUACAGCAAUGAUGCCCGAACUGCAACUGAUCACCUCAAAACGCGACAUUUUCUUUGUCACCACAGCACCUGAAUUUAUGUCCAAAGAUUUACACAUUAAAGGCCUGCAAAUAAACGAGUUUUCCGCCUCAGAGCGUCGAUUGGUCACUACUCCGAGUGAGGCCUCUUCAAACGAAGAACUCUCACAAGGUGAACUACUGUGCUCAACACCAAAAGAUGUACCCAUAAAUCCAGAAUAUGAGCUAACCAAUUUGCUGGAAAUACCAAACGCCAGCAUGCAAUUGCCACAUAUACAUCGUGCGCGUUCGCUACAGAAGACGCACAAUGUGUCCGAGGAGAAGCCGGUGAUUGCUAAAAGUAAUUCUUGUGGCGACACAGACAACCGAUUUAGUGGUUUACGCAGCAGUUCGAUAGUGGCCGAUCACUUGCAGCAACACAUCGUGCCACCAAAUUCGCCACGUAAUACUAACAACAAUAACAGCAAUAACAAUACUAGUGGUAGCAGCAACAGUAACAGCAGCAAAAGUAGUCAACAAUCGCCCAUGUCGCCCACUAGACGUACAUCUAAAUAUCGCAACCUCUUCAAUAGUGUCGGAAGUAGUGGUGGUGGUGGUGGAGGUGGAAAUUCACCCAAUUUCACGGACGGUUGCUCUAGUUCACCGGACCGUUUAAAACCAUUGCGCGUCUAUCGCAUACCGUUGGCUAAAUUGACUGGCGCCCAUUCUCAUUUUCACAUGCAUGCAUUCAAUGCAACGGCAGCGGCAGGAGCAACGCCGCCCAUACAUCCGACACAACACCUGAGCGCAUUAUCGAUGACGAAACGGCAGAAGUCAGUGGAUGCGCAUCUGUCAUUAUCGAUGAGUAGCAAUCCUGGUGUUGGGUACCACGAAUGACAAAUGUGCGAGGUGAAGGCGAAUGCAAGUGGCGUCGCAUCCGCAUCCGUCACCGCCAAUCUGACGUAUCAGCAGCAGCAGCAGCCACAAGCCAAAUUAAUUGCAACGCCUUUGCUACGCGAACAGAAAUCAAUGGAUCUGCACUUUGGUGAGAGGGAUUACUAUGACGACAAUAAAUUCCGAGAGGAAGAUGAACGGCAUGCAGACGAGGUGCCGCUACUGUACAAGGGCGGGCCAAAUGCAGCGACGACGCGCAAGAGUAAGCCAACACCGUCGCCAUCGGGCGAAGUGCAAAUGUGGCUGGCAAAAGAGCUGCGCAGGUUUCAAAAAAAUCUCACACAACAAAAUUGAAGACAAACGAUUUGCAGUGAGUUGUGAAAGUAAAGAGGAUUAUGAAUGUACUCAAUUUAUUUUUGUUUUGAAGGACUUCUUGCGAAAUAUGUAAAUUAAAUAAUGACUCAUUUAGCCAAGCAGUCUUUAAAAUUCACGCUGUUGAAUUCGUGCACUUCUAUUUGGAAUAUAUUGAAAGUGGUUAUCCAUGCUAUAAAGUAGGCAAGUUCUGUAUUCGAUGAAAAUCUACAUCACCUAUUCAAUUAGGACGUAGUACUCAAAGGGAAUGCAAAUAAUUUUCUACGUCGCUUAUCUGCCUAACCUUCUAGUUACCUUAUGAUGGAAUCUUAUUUAAUAAUUCCCUCAAAUAGGCGCUGUCAGCGGAUGCAGUCACAUUUUAGUUACAAUAUAGGGUGGUCCAUAUAGUGGUUAUGUUAAUCGUAUGUUGUUUUGCUAGUGACAGCUGUUUCUUUUUCUUUAUUAUCUCUAAAGUCAAUGUUAUGUAGCCCAAACAGUGCGUUCAUUGAAAAUAAGUCAAAAUCAUCCUUUCUGAUGAAGUAUAUUUUCAUCUGUAUGGUUAUUUUAACAACAAAACUGGCGCAUUUGGGCAUUGGAAAACAAGCACGUUAUCGUCGAGAAGUCAAUGCGUUUUCCACGAGUUUCAGUUUGGUACAGAUUUUUGGAGCGGUGGCAUUAUUGCCCCAUUUUUCUUUGAAAAUACUACUGGAAACGCAGGUCCGAUCAACGGUGAUACCUGCAGAGGUGGAACAUUCUUUGUGUAGAUGGAAGUACUUUUUUUGCUGCACAGUGGUGUGUGCGUAGCUUGGCAUGUAGUGGUCCGAGUCGAUGUUGGGCCUUUGGAUCGUACGUACAUCUAAAACACUAGAAGCGUGUUCGCACAUGAUCGAUCUGGUUUCGCGUUUUUCGAUGAGGAGAGAGCCGCGUAGCUUGAUGUAUCUUUUUAUGCUGGAUUCUGGUGCUGCAGACUACCAUGUUUUGAGCUCCGGCGAAGUCGAUCAGCCUCUAUCCUUUACCGGAUGUUUCGUUAUGCAGGCUGAAUUUUUGAGACCUCCUUGUCCACCCUGGCAUUGAAGUCACCAAGCACGAUUUUUAUGUCGUAGUGGACGCAUCGCUCACAGAAACGUUCCAGGUGCUCAUAGAAGCAAUCUUUGGUCGCAUCGUCGUCCUUCUCUCCCGUCGGCACGUGAGCGCAAAUGAGCGAGAUGUUAAAAAAUCUAGCUUUGAUAAGGAUUAUCGCGGGACGCUCAUCCACCGGAGUGAACGAAAUGAGCUACCAAGAAGAUACUGCCCAAACUAUAUGCAGAAGAAUCGUCCUGGCAACCCCCAAGUGAAUGACAAUCAUGGACUUACCCCACACGGAACUAUUCCUGGAAAAUAACUAUACAGCUAACUAUAAAAUAAUAAACUUAUAGCUAUGGUGCCCAUUGUUUUGGUUAGGUCUAACAAAUUUUUAAACUGCCCCUCAGAAAGUGUUUGAUUGGUGUUGUAUUUGUAUAAUUUAUCCAGUUUCACAAUUCGUUCCUUAAAAAGGGCCAAUUCUUUUUCCAGGUGAAAUACACGGCUAUCAGUAUAUUAAAAAACUACACUUUUUAAAUAGAAAAGGAUUAACUCUACUUGCAUAGGCGCGUGAACCAAAGGAUGGGCCGUUUCGAGAUCAUUCCAGCAAUGGAAAUUUCGAUAGGCAUCGAAAGACUAUCACUAGACAACUACGCCCUCAUCCGAUCUGGUCCUAUCUCGAAAUCCGUUGUAGAAAAGUGUUACGCGCAAUCUUUUUCACCUGGUUUCAAUGAAGUGCCGCACGAUUUUACCCAAUUUUUUUUUUCCAUUUCGUCUUUUUGCCCACGUUUUGUGGUACAACAAAAACAAUAUUGCCUGCAAACUUUUUUGCAAAAGUUUUCAUUUUUGUGGGUACUUUCUUUUUAGAAUUUGCUCUGAAAUAAAAAGUAGCUUUUCCAAGAGGAUGCCACGAAUUUAUUAAGUAGCUCAAGAUGGCCAACACAGUGUGAAAAUUAGACGUGUUACAUUGCUUUUAAUUUUUGCUUCAUAUGUCGAGCUGUAAGUUGUAACAUGAACUUCGAUCUGUUUUGGACUGUCUUUCAAAUAGAAGUGUAAACAACCGCACGAGGCUAAUUCAUUUUACCGAUAUACAUAUAGAAAAAAUUAAGUUUGCUAUUUCAGUAGCCUACAAAAUUGGAAUACUUGGCAAGACAAAGUUAUAAACAAAUAGGAAAAUUGUGAGGAGAGUAAAAACACCAUACCUAAAUAUACAUACAUAUAUACUUUAUAUUUGAAUAAAUGCCUUAUGUGUUUGAUUAAAGGCAUAACGCAUUAAAAAGAAAAAAAAACGAAUAAACUUCAAAAAAUUGAAAAUUAUGCAACCGUUUUAUAUAAUACUACAUACAUACAUAUUUACAUUAAACGAGCUACUAUAUAUUCUAUGCAAAAGUUAGUAGGUAUGCAUAUGCAGCAAAGUCUAUAGAUCGUUGUCAAAUAAGAGAUAUUUAUAUAAUAUUAACUGUGUAAAUGUGUGCUGAAAGGUAUGAAACGACAUAUGCAUAUGCAUAUAUGUAUGUGUGAGUAAGCUGUUUAAAAAAUAUUACGCCAUUGCAUAAAAUAAAUACAUAUAUACUUAUAUUAAUCAUAAACAUAUGUACUAUAUGUUUGUAUAUGUUGGAGAGAUUUAUAAGUAGAUACAAUGAUAUUAUUGUUGUCAUUUACAAACACAUACACUUAUGUAUUACCUGCAAAAACAAAACAAAAAAGUAAAUGUUUAAAUGAAAAUGCCGAUAUUCUUAUACAAUUAACUAUGUAUGUGCGGAUGUACAAUAGAUGCAUGCACUCAAAAAAAUAAAACAGCAAAUACUUUGUAAUACCCCCGCGUGCUGCUGUGACAGACGAUUACAGUGAUUCUUAUGCUGCGAACACGCGCCGCCGUAAACGCAGUCCCCUGUCAGCUGUUAAGAUCAACCCAAUGAGUGCCCCAUGUAAAUGAAAAAUUACUUUCCUUCCGUAUCUUAGUAUCGUAGAUUUUAUCGCAAGAUUUUGGAAAAUCCCCUAGAAUCCUGUCAGCUAAUUGCGCUCUCACCACACAGUUCUACCAAACAGUACAUUUCGAAAUCAUUUACAAGAUAAACUUAGAAUUUUAAUUUUUAUUAAAAUAACUUAAAAACAAUGUUGAAUAAUAUUAAUUAUAGAUAAAUGAACUAUUUGCAUUUGUUGGUUUUCGACUUUGGUUUAUUAAACCACUAGUAUGUAACCCCCGAAAAUCGGGUGGGCUUUUUUCCCACGGAAAGUAAACAGCAUAUGUGACACUUUUAUAUAUUAAAAGUUAUGAUGAUUAGAAAAGUUAAAUCAGUAUUUUUUUUUUUAAAUUACUUCAUUAUAAACUACAUUCAAUGUCAAGUUUUCGUUAUUGCCCAUUUGAACUCGUAUAUUUUCCCAGGAUCUAACCCGGCUUAACGCAACAUAAAGUUGGCCGUGAGCAAAGCAAUCCUCCUUUAAAUGAAGCCCCACCCUUGAUAAUGUUUGCCCCUGGGCCUUAUUUAUUGUUAUGGCGAAGGCUAUUGUAAUGAGAAAUUGGCGGCGCUUCAACGUAAAAGGAAGUGUGGUUUCGCUCGGCUGCAAAUUUAUACGAGGCAAUAGAAAUCGCCUUCCCUGAGCCUCUCCGCAUAACACUUCCGCGUGCAAACAAUUCGGAUGCAUUUACUUUAUGAUAAGUGGUGUGCCAUUCACCAACACAAUUAUACAAUUUUUUUUUUUGCCAUUCGUAAAAUUUCUUGGAUUUGCAAAAGUAAAAUUUUUUUUUUUUCACAGAUCUUUACGUUUUAAAAAAUUUUAAGAAGAAUGGUAAAAAAAAUUUUCAAAGUUCAUAUUCAUAUAUGAUUUGAUAAUGGCUGCAUACAUAAAAAUAUACAUGUACACACAUAGAAUACAAUACAAAGAAAAAAAAAACACUUAAAAAUGUAUAUCUGUGUCAAAAAGUUCGUUGAUUUGAUGGGUAAUAGUGUUCUUUUAAAUGGCGUUGGGCAUCGUCUAUUACUAUAAAAUUUGUCUGAGAAUAGCCCAAAUAUAGUUUACCUUUGAAAUAGUAUCAAAUAAAUAACUAAUUUGUCUCUCUCUCCCCAUUUUUUAAAACUAUUUAAAAUUUUGGGUUUUGCAAAAGGAUCAAACGCACACAAAAUUUUUAAAUACAUACAUACGUUUAUAUAUUGUAGUUCAAUUGUACCAUAUAUGAACGAAAACAAAAGUGGAUGCUUCUACCAAUCAUAUCCAAUACGUGACGUUUCAAACAUUUAUCACUUACUUACCUGCUCUAUUCCUCCACUUAAAGUAGGAACUAUUUUGCGUCUGUUCAAGACUCUUUCUAAUUUGCACUGUUACCGUUGUUUUAAGUGAAUUGACAAAUUUCAAGUCAAUUGUCAAUUCAUACCAAUUAUUGCCAUCAUAACAAUUUUUAGAAAAAAAUUCGCAGCACCCGUUGGGAUUAUGUUCAUGAAUACAUAUUUAUUAGUAAAGAGAACAAAACAAAACAAUUAUUGAGAAUCCAAAUGUAUACAAUGCUGUGCUCAUUAGAAAGAGAGCUAAACAAAGCAAACGUACUCAUAUAUAUGCGUAUAUUUGUGUGUCAUCUCGCUUUGCAUGACAUCGCUGUUAUCAAUAUGAAAAUUUUGAUAACUUUACACACAAAUAUUUCAUGAACAAAUUAACCAAUUUUAGCAGAAUAAGUGCCAUGUUUUAAAAUAAUACUAUAGAUGAAAAAUUGUAACUGAUGAACUAAAGUGAUGCAGCGACGAAAAAUUUACACUUCUUAAGACAAUGUCAGUUGAUUUAAAGGAACGGAGAAGUAAUGGAACCAAGUCUUAGAGUCCGGGCAAAUAAAUCACCCUAUCGUCGGAAAAUUAAUUACCCUUUAUAAUUUUUCCAUAUGGCAUGGUAGUAAGUCAUAUUUGACACUUGUGAACUAGACAGUGGCAGUAUAUAAACACACAGGCAAUGGAACGUUUAAAGGUCAAAAUAAAGAUUUCCUUCAAAUCAUUUUUCUAUAUAUUAUAUUUUUUCAUUAUCAUUAUUUGUUAUAUUUUACAAUAGUAAAAGAGUUGUUCAAAAACAAAAUGGAAUGAUUACUUUUGCGCCACAUUGUAGAAUGAGAAGUGCACCAGUUUGUUAUUAGUUUACUAUACUUCCCUGCGGGCUGCUACGAAGAACAUACACGCAAUAUUUAACAGGCCAAAAAUUAUGCAAGAACAUCAAACAUAUACAUAAUUAUAUGUUUUUAGUAAACCCAAAUCAAAGGAAAUGAUUAUGCAAAUUUUCGGAAAAUAUUGAGCACAAAUUAAAAACUUCCUUUACGCUGCAAAAAUAUCCAACAGCGUAUUUUUGAGAGUAGCCGUACAUUUAUGUGCCACUAAAACCAAUAUAUAGUUAUAUAGUUAUUUACAUAUACAUACAUAAGUAAAUAACAAAAAAAAAUGUGUACUAUUUCUUAUAAAAAGCAAACGCAUAUUUUGGGCAAUAAAUGAAAUGAAAUGAAAGCAAACGCAUACACAAUUACUAAUUUCUUAUGUGUGUAAAAAAAUAAAAACAAAAAUCAAAAAAACACUCCAUGCGCUCGAAUUUCUUUCAAAGUGUCUUUGUAUUAAUUAUAAGCAUAAAUACAUAUGUAUCGUAUGUACUAUAUGUAUGUAUGUCUUAUGUAAAGAAUUUUUCAACGCCAUGUCACUUAAGCUCAAUGUAUUCUACUAUAUGCACUAACCGUUAUUUAUAAGCGUACAAUGAAGGAAAGUCUACGAACACACUUACACACAUACUUAUAUACUUUAGUGUUUACAGGAAAUGUUUAGAAUUAAAUACAUAUAUUUUCUCGUGCAUAUCUAUGUAUGUAUGUAUACGUAAUUAAUUUAUAAUUAUUUAUGUAGUUAUGACUUUAGUGCAUAUAUUGUAAAUUUUAAGUAAUUUUUCUAGAUUCUCAUCUUGUACCUUUACUUAGGCUGUUGAUAUUUAGUACUUAAGUACGUAUCAAUUAUAAAUUU